AUGGGCAGACCAGGUUUGAAUGAGGCUGGUUGGAUACAAAUAGCGGAGCACCAGUUUGAUUCCACAAUCAAGCUACAGGAUGACGACAACAACAGCCAUAAGCCAGGAAAUCAACAUCCUAACAACCAAUUUAUCAAGUCAAAACAUAUGGACCAACUCGUCAUGACCAGUCCACAGUUCGACUCAAUGACCGAUGGGCAAAUCUAUGCCCUUCCACGACUACCACUUGUUGUUGCACGCUGCUUGCCCGAAACCGAAGUCAAGAAGAUCCAAGCAUUUGAAAUGCGACAUUCGAUUUCAACGAUGACAGGUGAUGGUGUCAAUUAUUUUCGUUCUUAUCGUAUUGCUGAUGUUGAUAUCGCCAUGGGCAAAAACGUAGCGAUGUAG
Molecule: messenger RNA, 387 nt
Organism: Zychaea mexicana
Lineage: Eukaryota; Fungi; Mucoromycota; Mucoromycetes; Mucorales; Lichtheimiaceae
Exons: 3
Coding region: 1-387 (128 amino acids)
Source: RefSeq, a predicted model, not a curated record